This is a messenger RNA of Salvia miltiorrhiza (redroot sage), 3894 nucleotides long. Its product is annotated as LRR receptor-like serine/threonine-protein kinase RPK2. The record is from RefSeq and is a predicted model, not a curated record. The transcript has a single exon. NCBI's taxonomy places the organism in Eukaryota, Viridiplantae, Streptophyta, Magnoliopsida, Lamiales, Lamiaceae. Gene Ontology annotation, biological process: protein phosphorylation. Gene Ontology annotation, molecular function: protein binding; protein kinase activity; ATP binding. Gene Ontology annotation, cellular component: plasma membrane. Bases 271 to 3669 code for a protein of 1132 amino acids.
AGAAAAUUAAUCUAUAAAAAAGAAAAAGAAAAAUGAAGAGCAACGCGUUUUCUCAAACAAAAAAACAAAGAAUUGAAGAAACAACUCACUGUUCCUCUCUUUCUGUCCCUCUCUCCUCUUUACUGUUGGUAGACUCUGUGUCACGACUCCAAUUUAAAAAAUAGCAGCCCCAAAUUAGGGCUAGGGUUAAGGCUUUGAGGUGUUUCCAAGAGAGAAGGAGAGGGAGACGAGGGAAGGGUCCGGCCGGAGCUUUUCGAGGACCCUUCAGUAAUGGGUCGUUAUUUCUUCAUCGUGAAAUGGCACCAUCUCCACAACCACAAGCCGUUGAAGCUCUUGAUUUUGCUAUUGGUUUUGUUUUCAGCUCAAAAUGGAGUGGUUCGGGGCUCCGAUUCGGAUAAAUCUGCGCUUUUGGAGCUCAAGGCCUCAAUUUCGGACCCGUACAGAGUGCUGAGCAGCUGGGGUUCGACAAACCUGAAUCCCUGCUCGUGGGCAGGGGUUUCGUGCGGCCCGGGUUCGCGAGUUGUGGCGCUGAAUAUCACCGGCGGAGGUAAUUCCUUAUCUUGUGCUAGAAUUGCUCAGUUUCCGCUGUAUGGGUUUGGGAUUAGGAGGAAUUGUUUGGAUGGGAAUCGUAAAAUUUUGGGUAAACUGUCUGCUGCUGUUGCUAAGCUUAGUGAGCUCAAGAUUUUAUCGCUUCCUUUCAAUGAAUUGAGUGGUGAAAUUCCUGCUGAAAUUUGGGGUAUGGGGAAGCUCGAGGUACUUGAUCUUGAAGGGAAUUUGAUCUCGGGCACUUUACCCUCUCGAUUUAGUGGGUUGAGGAAUUUGAAAGUUCUUAACUUGGGAUUCAAUAAAAUCUCUGGAGGGAUGCCAACUUCUUUGUCAAAUUGUAUGGGCCUUCGAGUUCUGAAUUUAGCUGGCAAUCAGUUGAAUGGGUCGAUUCCUGGGUUUGUGGGCGGGCUUAGGGAUUUGAGUGGGCUUCACUUGUCGUUUAAUCUGCUCAGAGGAUCUAUUCCAGUCGAGAUUGGUGAUAAUUGUGUGAAGCUCCAGCAUUUGGAGCUCUCUGGGAAUUUCUUGAGUGGUGGUAUUCCAAGAGAAAUCGCAAAAUGCAGUGGGUUGAAGACCCUUCUGCUGUACUCGAAUCUGUUGGAGGAGGUUCUUCCUAGUGAGCUUGGUCAGUUACGUCAGCUUCAAGUGAUCGACGUUUCAAGGAACAAUUUUGGCGGCCAUAUUCCGCCUGAGAUUGGUAACUGUACAAGUCUUUCAGUCCUUGUAUUGGCAAACUCAUGGAAUCCUCUUCCAAAUGCUUCGAGUUUGGGUAUGGAGAAAUUGGAAUUGCCCGUUGAUGAGUACAAUUUCUAUGAUGGCACACUUCCAAAUGAGAUUACUCGUCUCUCAAGCUUGAGGAUGGUGUGGGUGCCUAGAGCAAUGUUGGAAGGGGACUUCCCCGAUAGUUGGGGUUCCUGCAGCAACUUGGAGAUGUUGAAUUUGGCUGCCAACUAUUACUCGGGGAAAAUGCCCGUCAGCUUUAGCAACUGCAAGAAGCUGCAGUUUCUUGAUUUGAGCUCAAACCGGCUUGGUGGGGGGAUCAGCAACAAAGUUCCUGUACCUUGUAUGAAUGUGUUCGAUGUCAGUGGGAAUUAUUUGUCGGGUUCAAUACCCAGAUUCAGUUACGAAUCUUGUGCUCCUGUGAAAUCCUCAUAUGAAGAUUCUAUAGGAACUUAUGAUCCUCCUUCUGCAUACAUAUCGUAUUUUAGAUAUAGAGCCCAGCUCGAAUCCUCUUUGCAACUUUCUGGAGAUGGAGAUAGUUUCUUGGUAUUGCAUAACUUUGGCUCGAACAACCUCAGUGGCCCCCUGCCACCAAUGCCUAUUGCAUCCGAGAUAUUAGGAAGGCAAACUGUUUAUGCAUUUCUUGCAGGCAGAAACAGGCUCUCCGGGACUUUUCCCGGAGCUUUGUUGGAGAAGUGUGAUCAAGUUAGAGGUGUCAUAGUCAACGUAAGUGACAAUGAGUUAUCCGGUCAACUCCCAGCCGAGAUGGCCACAGCGUGCAAGUCCCUCAUAGUGCUAGAUGCUUCCAAGAAUCGGUUUUCUGGGACUCUACCAACCAGCAUUGGCAACUUGGGUUCACUUGUUCUUCUUAAUUUAAGCUGGAAUCCCUUGCAAGGUUCGAUUCCAAGCAGCCUUGGUCAGCUAAAGGGUAUUAAACGUCUUUCUUUGGCUGGAAAUAAUCUGAAUGGUUCAAUUCCUGUGAGUUUGGGGCAGCUUUACUCUCUAGAGGUUCUUGAGUUGUCCUCAAAUUCUCUAUCUGGUGAAAUUCCAAGAAAUCUUGCGAAUUUGAGGAACUUGACUGUUCUCCUCCUCGACAAUAAUAAGCUAUCGGGGCAGCUCCCCUCUGAACUCGGAAACAUAUCCUCUAUCUCAGCGUUUAAUGUGUCGUUCAACAAUCUGUCUGGGCCACUGCCUCUCAACAGUAACAUGAAUCAAUGCAAUAGCUUUCUUGGGAAUCCUUUUGUGCAUUGCCCCGUGUCCUCUUUGUCGUCACCAUCUGCAGAGCAGCAAGGAAUAAUGGGGAACUCAGCAGACACGGCGGCUUCUUCGCCACCAUCAACUACAAGGCAACAAGGAGGCAGUCUAAACUCGGUUGAGAUUGCUUCUAUAACAUCAGCAGCAGCAGUGUUUUCGGUCUUUCUUGCCCUCGUUGUUCUCUUCUUCUACACCAGGAAGUGGAAACCGAGGUCCAGAGUUAGCGGAACUGCUAGGAAGGAAGUGAUCGUCUUCAAUGAUAUUGGAGUUCCGCUGACCUUUGAGAACGUGGUGCGUGCCACGGGCAGCUUCAACGCGAGCAACUGCAUUGGCAACGGAGGUUUUGGGGCGACAUUCAAAGCGGAAAUCGCGCCCGGUCACUUGGUGGCCAUCAAACGCCUCGCAGUUGGCCGUUUCCAAGGAGUUCAGCAGUUCGAUGCAGAGAUCAAGACCCUAGGCAGGCUCCACCAUCCGAACCUCGUGACCCUGAUCGGAUACCAUGCCAGUGAAACGGAGAUGUUUCUGAUAUACAACUAUCUACCCGGUGGCAAUCUGGAGAAGUUCAUACAGGAGAGAUCGACCAGAGCUGUUGAUUGGAGGAUACUGCACAAGAUCGCUCUCGACAUCGCACGGGCGCUCGCAUACCUGCACGACCAGUGCGUGCCCCGUGUUCUCCAUCGCGACGUCAAGCCUAGCAACAUACUGUUGGACGACGAGUACAACGCUUAUCUUUCGGAUUUCGGGCUGGCCAGGCUUCUUGGAACCUCGGAGACGCACGCCACCACUGGCGUGGCCGGGACAUUCGGGUAUGUGGCCCCAGAAUAUGCAAUGACCUGCCGCGUCUCGGACAAGGCGGACGUGUACAGCUACGGGGUGGUGCUGCUCGAGCUGAUCUCGGACAAGAAAGCCCUAGAUCCGUCAUUUUCGUCGUAUGGGAACGGUUUCAACAUUGUUGCUUGGGCGUGUAUGCUGCUGCGGCAGGGGCGUGCCAAGGAGUUCUUCACGGCUGGAUUGUGGGACGCGGGGCCGCACGACGACUUGGUGGAGGUGUUGCACUUGGCGGUGGUGUGUACGGUGGACUCGCUGUCGACUCGGCCGACCAUGAAGCAGGUGGUACGGCGGCUGAAACAGCUGCAGCCGCCGUCGUGCUAGCAGCAGUUUAUAGGGUUAGAGAGGUGGUUUAGGGAUGUGGGGGUGUAAUUGUAGCUACUUGUAAAUUGAAGUAUAGCUUCCUUGUCCCAUUUUUCCCUACCAUGUCCUAGAUUAGGAUCUCAACAUUGUAGAAGAAUGCAGAUAUUUGUUAAAGAUAUGCUGUAUACUUGUAUUUUUAUUUCUCAUCUCUUGCUCAAAUAAUAUCAAGCCACAUGCUUCCCUUCA